Messenger RNA from Patella vulgata (common limpet), 4615 nucleotides. RefSeq names its product NKAP family protein. NCBI's taxonomy places the organism in Eukaryota, Metazoa, Mollusca, Gastropoda, Patellidae. Gene Ontology annotation, molecular function: nucleosome binding; metal ion binding; ubiquitin-protein transferase activity. The transcript is spliced from 4 exons. Gene Ontology annotation, cellular component: site of double-strand break; nucleus. The record is from RefSeq and is a predicted model, not a curated record. Gene Ontology annotation, biological process: double-strand break repair. Bases 60 to 2348 code for a protein of 762 amino acids.
GCCACUUCCGUAUUCUUGUUGCGCGCCAGUUUGAGAAUGACAGACUGUUUCCAGAAUAAAUGGCUUGUUCCAUAGCUUCAACAAGUUCUUCUGCCACGUUAGAGGACUGUAUUUGUCCAAUAUGUAUGAAUAUACUUAUUCAUCCGGUUACCAUGCCGUGUCAGCACGAACUUUGUAUGCCGUGUUUCAAACAAAAUGUAGAAGAGUCGUCGCUGCUUUGCCCGAUGUGUCGGACUAGAAUCGGCACAUGGGCAAGGUUGUCAACAAAACAAAACAAAUUGGUUAAUGAAAAACGAUGGCAAGAAAUACAGAAACUAUUUCCGGAAAAAGUGAAACGAAGGUUAGAAGGAGUAGAAAGUGAAGAAGAUGAAGACGACGUGCUUGAAACAUUUCACCAUCCUAUAGUUCAUAUCGCCGAACCAGGGGAAAUCAGAAAAGAAUAUGAAGAACAACUUCAAAAGUUACAAAAACAGAGGGAAGUUGAACAAAGUAAAGAGGAAGCCGAAAGUGCUGCAUUAAUACGGAAAUUACAACUAGAAGAAGAAGAAAGACAAAGGGAAUUGGAAAGACAGGCCGAGGAACAACGCCUUAAAGAUGAGGAACUAGCUAGACAGCUUAGUCAGGCUGCUGCUGAGACGAGUUUAAAUGAAGGUCUUGAGAAUAAUCUGCCGUUACAACCAGAGUCAAGAUCAUCCAGGGCUUCUUCUACUACAAGUAGUACAAGUAAUGGUAUUAACACUCUGGAUUCCUUCUUAAGUUCAGCUUCUAGCGUUCGUGACACGGCUGGUUCAUCAUUUUUAGAACACAAUCACGAAACAAGAUAUAAAGAAGAUAAGGAGAGAAAUAACAACGAUCAUUCAGUUCGUACAGUCAAUGGUUUUAUAUCAACUGGAAGUCCCCGAACAAAACAUGGUAACACGUCAUGGGUUGAAUCACAUCACGAACAGUCAGGCCUGUCAAAUAGUUCCAUCGCGGACACGUCAAAUUUCUUGGAGCAACACAGAGAAUUUGUCCGAAAUCAAUUCAAUGUUAUGUCCCGAUAUAGUGAUAGCAAUAACAAACACAAACCGGCAACAGUGACAUCAAAUUCAAACGUGAUCAAUCAUACAGUCGUUCGGAGUGAUUGCGAUUCAACGACAGAUAAUGAUGAUUCUUUAUCUUGCGAUCCCACGGAAUCGCGGCAUAUUGACUCGGAAUCUGCGACGUCUCUCGUGUCGGAUAAUUCAAAAAAAGCUGUUAAUAUUGUUGAGAGAAAUAGUGUACCCAAGAGGGUUGUGGGUCUCUUUCCACCCGAAGAAAACACAGCACUAUCAGUUGAUGAUAUAGUUAACACUAAUAAUAACAGAAAUAUUCUUUCUGAUGAUGAUGAUGGGGAUGAUGAAGUUGAUGGACAAACUUCUGAUAAUAUUAAUACAAACAAUAAUUCAUCGACCCCCUCGAAAAAAGCUAAAAAAUUACGUAAGAAAUCGGUAAAAGUGCCAUCUCCAAUGUUAAGUCCUCAGAGAUCUAUCAAAGACUGGUUUUCACCGAGUACUAAGACCAAAAAAGACAAUGUGACAAAACCAUCAAAAGCUAAAAAUACGGAACUUACUCCAAAGAAAAGAUCUGGCAGCGUGAAAGAGCGUGCAAGAACAACUGCCAAGAAAGUUGUCAAGAAAAAUAGGACUAGAUCCACAACCGUGUCACAGUCUACAAGAAAAAAACUGAUAUCAAGUCCACAAAAGAGAUCACGAAAAAGUUCCAGGUCUUUGGCGCUGUCUGAUGAAGACUAUCAGUCGGAUUAUGGAGACUCGGAGAAGAGCCUUCAGAAAACAAAAUCAGUAGUUGAAACAGACCUUGUUGUGCCAUCCCCACCUAAAAGACAAAAAAGGCAAAACAGCAAUUUAUCAAAAGAAAAAAAUGAAGAAGUAUUUGUGAACAGAGUUGAUAAAGCAAUGGAUGUCAGUGACGUAGAAGGGGGGACAACUCCAUUAAAGGAAUCUAGAAAGAAAGAUAAAAAAUAUGAUUCAGUUAUAACUCCAACAAAAACAUCUAAAAGCAAAAGGACAAUUUCUGUUAGAAGUAAAUUUGAUCAUUCAACAGAAAGUGAUGAAAAUAGUGCUAUAAAUAUGAAAGAAGAAAGUAAUUCUAAGAAAAAUCUAAAAUCGACAAAAUCCGCUAAGCAUUCAAUAAAUAAAACAAUGUCUGAUAGUGAAAUUGACGAAGACCUGAAAUUAGCAUUGGCAUUGCAGCAUCAGUUUGAUUUAGAAGAUAAACUUGCUCGACAAGUUGAUAGGUCCAAAGGCUCCGAAUCUGAAUAUUUAUUCCGACAAAAGCCAUCCACAUCUUCACCUACAAAACGUGCUUAACAAAACUUUUUUUAUUGGUUUUAUUUAAUUUGUGUGAUUCAGCGAUUAUUUUGUAAUAUUACUUUAAUAUGUGUUGGUUAUUGUAUUGGAUUAAUUCAUGGUUUUAUAACAAAAUAACCAAGGUUACAAAGGCAUUAAUCUAUCAUGAUAUUUUAUUUAAUUGAAUGUUUUCGUUUUUAAGCCUACAUGUACAUGUAUGGAUAUGAGUUUAGUUCAAGUUUAAUGCAUGUAUCAACUUUAUUUUAUUGAUGGGUUGUUCAUAUAAUUUGAUGGUGUAAGAAAGUUGUGAAUAAGGUAUUUUAUUUCUCACCCAAUAAUGAAUUACACAUGAAGAGCCCCGGGGAAGAACGAUCUAAGUCACUUUAUCAACGAACUCCAGUUAACGGCGCCAUCUGGUAGCAAAUUGUAUAAGCUUUCUGAGGAACAAUCAAUUUCAGGUAAAGGCCCUUCUGAAAUGGUCUUGCGGACAAAUACGUCCAUCAUACCCUCUAUUUUACCAAAAUUUGACCAAAAAGUUGAAGUCAGUAGUUUUAGUUGUACUAGUAAUUAUGAUUCGUAUUAAACGUCAUUUUGAAGUUGUAAUUAAACCCACUCGUUCAGUUCGCGUCAAGCAUUCUUGUCCAAAAGACUGUUUUGCCUUUUAUGCGAAAAGACAAAAAUGUGAUUUAGAUCGUUCUCCCCCUGGACUCUUCACAUGGUAUUUAGCAAUAUAUACAAGUACUGCCACAUGUACAUCUCCCAGCCAGGUGAUACAUGAUCCAUCUUUUCUAUUUUCUUUUGAAUGGCCGAAUGGUUAGCGCGUGCGCAUUGUAUCAUAAGGUCUGUCAUUGAGUCAACUGGCGUGGUUUCGAUUCUCCGGUUAUACAUGACAAGGAGUAGGGUCACCUGUUCAACCUUGUGGGUUUUCUCCUGGUCCUCUGGUUUCCUCCCACUGCUAAAUAUCCCUACACGCAAGCAAAUUAUUGAAAUAAAAUUAAACCAUGUGUUGGUCCAGAAAUGAUCUAGUUUGUGUCGAGUGGACAUUAAACCCCAUCUCUCUAUCUCUCUCUUGAAUUACUCUGGUUUAUGAAUGAUAUUGGGUGAAAUCAUAUACAAUGUACAUAUUUAUUGAUAUCCAAUUCAUCAACACUUGUUAAUCAAGUAGAUACAACUUGUGAUACCAUAGCAGACCAUUAAAAUUCUCUAAUCACCCAAUAUAAUUAAUGUACAAGGAAAAUAAAUAAACCGGUGACAAUAGUCAGAGCUUUAUGAAGUAGAAACAUGAACUAUUUGGUGACAAUAAGCAUUACCUAUCAGUAAUUGAUAUAUUCGCUUAGUGUGUCCCCUUCGCUGAAGGAUUCACCCGAAUGUAGAAUUCAUUAGCCAAUCACCACUCAUAUCGAGAAGUCACGUGAUUGUUUGAAGACAAUGGUCGUCGCCAUGUUAAAUCAUGUGACAUGAAAGGUGAUGCAAUCGACCGGUGAAUCGGGCGAAGCAUUCACCUAGUGUGUCCACCCAUUCGGUCAAACAAAAUUCAGCGCGGAUUGAUUUGGCUGAAUGAUUCGGCUAAUGUGUCCUUGCUUAACAAAUCAUAUUAUCAUUUACUUGGGCGUAAAUCCAGGAGAUUCUUUAAAUUAACCCUUAUUGUAUAUCUAUAUUAUAAAGUGUGAGUUAUAUGUAUUAUACUGACUGUGAGUUAUUAGAGAAUAUACAUAUUUUGUUUGCACCAUAGACUAAUGUGGUUUAUAUGUGUAUUUAAUAUUUUAUUCGACUAGAUAUUGCACAGUAGAAUAUUAUUAUUAUAUAUUGUUGGACCACUUUGUUAAGGCCAGCUCAAUUUUCAUCAAAGUCACCCAGAUGUAAAUAUGGUUAGGGCACGUGAUUGUUGGCGAGAUUGUAGGCUAGGGUUAGUUCUAGGGUUAGGAUUAGCACUAGCCCUGUUUACAUCUUGUGACCUUAGACCAAACUUGAAGUUGGCCUUAACAAAUAGAUCUAACCAUUGUCGUAUGACUUGAGCUUGGAAAUUAAACAUUGUGUCAGCAGAAUGUAGUUCUUCCUUUCUGCGACCAAUUAAAUACUAAAUGCAGCUACCCACAGCAUUUGUGGCCCUAUCAUGGUAGCUAAGGUAUUAGUAGACUGAUAGAAAUUCAAGAUUAAAAUAUAAAAUGCUUCAAUCAAAUCUUCCACAUAUUUUAACAUAAAAAGUGGUCUUCUUCGCUGCAAGUUGAAGGUGAUGCUAUGAUUAUAAGUUAACUUUAUGACAGUUAUAAAUAAAAUUUAAACCAGUC